Symbiodinium sp. CCMP2592 is the source of this 993-nucleotide messenger RNA. The record is from the annotation of a GenBank genome assembly. NCBI's taxonomy places the organism in Eukaryota, Dinophyceae, Suessiales, Symbiodiniaceae.
AUGGUGCAAAGACGGCGGUGGGCAGGUUUGUUGGCAGCUUUGAGCGCUUCAGUUGCUGCUUCGCUUGCUUUUGUGUCGCGAUGUCAGAUGCAUGCUGCCAGAGAUGGUGGAUGGGUGCAGCGCCAUGCUUGCCCGAAGCUGGAGUCCAGACGACAGAUCACAGAGCAGGACCUUGUAGAGGAGAAGCGCUCGGUUCGACAGCUGCUGCUGAACAAGAACGGUGCUGUUUGGCUUUGGCAGAUGUUCUGCACAGAGAAAGGGCAGCGAACUGCCGACUUGAUUGACAUUCCAGUGCAGCUAGCCGCGCAGUUCCUCUCCGCAUUUACGGGUGCCCAUGCCGCGGUGGAGUGGGCUUCCGAAGACCUGAUCAGGGAGUUGAACGAGGAGCGCAUGAGCCCUUUGGCACAAUGGCAUUGGGCCAACUACUGCGCGCGGAAUUGUUUCAGCAUCCGAAAUCCACGCAACUUGCCAUCUGCGGUGGUGACGGACUUCCUUGAGCGGUACCGUGGUGGUGCCUUCGGUGAGGUGGCUCUGUGCUCGGAGGAGGUGGCCAGCAAGGCGAAAGAUCUGCAGAAGAAGGGCGGCACAGAGCAGUGGAAGAAGUAUGUGCGAGACAAAGACUUCCGGAGUCUAGAUCCGCUCAGCUAUCCAGAGAGCUUCGUGCAGGGCUUCAUAGACAACUUCGACCCACAGGACCUCGACGACACAAUUCCCCGCGAGCAGAUUCUGUCCAGCAGGAGCAUUCUCAACAGCGCUUUGGCGCGUCUGCUCAAGGGCUUCUCUCGCGAGGAGGUGACCUACGAGUUGGAGAAUCGAGACGUCAAGAAUGCCAAACAUAGGGCCACCCUGGUUCUUCCCGGUCGAGCGCAGCAGAUUCUGCCGGAAUCGUUUCCGAGGGAAUUUGUCGGCGACUGGAAGCGAACGGAUGGAGCUGCUGUUGAAGAUGCCGCACGAGAAGCCGUGACAGCUUUCAAAGCCUAUGGAAUCGCAUAG